Molecule: messenger RNA, 134 nt
Organism: Acaulospora morrowiae
Lineage: Eukaryota; Fungi; Glomeromycota; Glomeromycetes; Diversisporales; Acaulosporaceae
Source: the annotation of a GenBank genome assembly
AUGAAACAAGAAAUGAUCAAAAAACUUACUGCUAAAUGGAAGGCACCCAAGGAAAUUCUAGACGGAAGAUGGGAACCACAACCAAAGACUAUAGAAAAACUAAAUGACUUAACAGUCAACCAGUGGCUGAAUAA